AUGAUGCUGCAAAACCUGUGUAGGCUAAAUUGUAGCUGGGAUGAUGAUAUUCCCCAAGUCUACCAGUCGCAGUGGGCUAAGUGGCAAGAAGAUUUAAAGAAGCUUGGCACAUUUAGAGUGGCGAGAUGUCUUAAACCCAAAGGUUUUGGACAGGUUGUAAGUGCCAGAUUACAUCAUUUUUCUGAUGCUUGUGAAAAUGGUUAUGGCACUGUUUCAUACCUGAGGCUACAAGAUGACAGUGAGCAGAUCCAUCUUUCCUUUAUCUUAGGGAAAGCAAGAGUUGCUCCAUUAAAGAAAGUGACAAUUCCAAGGCUGGAACUUACAGCGGCUGUGCUGGCAGUGCGAAUUGACAGAUUGUUGAAAGCAGAGCUUCAACUUAAACUGGAAAAUUCCACCUUUUGGACAGAUAGUACACCAGUACUAAAAUACAUCCAGAAUGAGACAAAGCGCUUUCACACCUUUGUGGCUAAUAGGAUUUCUUUUAUUAGAGAAGCCACUGCCAUUUCACAAUGGAGGUAUAUUGAUACAAGGCAGAAUCCGGCCGAUGAGGCAUCUCGGGGUGUGAACGUUGAGUAUCUUCUUUCGCACAGCAGAUGGAUUUAUGGUCCAGACUUUCUUUUCAAGAAUGAAAGUAACUGGCCCAGCAGUGCUGCAAAUUCUCCAUUUAUCAGCAAUGAUGACCCAGAGGUUAAAAAGGAGGCUACAGUGAAUACAGUAGUCAGCAAAAGUUCACAGAAUGCAACAGACCAGUUGAUAACCUAUUUCUCAUCAUGGAAAAGGCUUAAGAUGGCGGCAGUUUGCUUUUUGCAGACGUUACAGGGGAAAGCUUGGUGA
Molecule: messenger RNA, 834 nt
Organism: Archocentrus centrarchus (flier cichlid)
Lineage: Eukaryota; Metazoa; Chordata; Actinopteri; Cichliformes; Cichlidae
Exons: 2
Coding region: 1-834 (277 amino acids)
Source: RefSeq, a predicted model, not a curated record